CUGCCAGGUUUGGGGCGGAAGGAACAUCUCUAGCAGAGACGAAGCGGAAGAUGGCGGCGGAGGCGCUGCUGUCCAGUCUGUUGGGAUUGCUAUUUCUGGGGCUCCUGUUACCUGCGCAUCUGACGGGCGGUGUCGGGAGCCUGAAUUUGGAGGAGCUGAGUGAGAUGCGUUAUGGCAUCCAGAUCCUGCCGUUGCCUGUCAUGGGAGGGCAGAGCCAAGCUUCAGACGUGGUGGUUGUGUCUUCAAAGUACAAACAGCGCUAUGAGUGCCGCCUACCAGCUGGAGCUAUUCACUUCCAGCGUGAAAGGGAGGAGGAGACACCUGCUUACCAGGGGCCCGGGAUUCCUGAAUUGUUGAGCCCAAUGAGAGAUGCCCCUUGUCUGCUGAAGACCAAGGACUGGUGGACAUAUGAAUUCUGUUAUGGACGCCAUAUCCAGCAAUACCAUAUGGAAGACUCAGAGAUCAAAGGUGACGUCCUCUACCUUGGCUACUACCAGUCAGCCUUCAACUGGGAUGAUGAAACAGCCAAGGCCUCCAAGCAGCAUCGGCUGAAACGCUACCACAGCCAGACCUAUGGCAAUGGUUCCAAAUGUGAUCUCAAUGGGAAGCCCAGAGAAGCUGAAGUUCGGUUCCUGUGUGACGAGGGCGCGGGCAUAUCUGGGGACUACAUCGAUCGAGUAGAUGAACCCUUCUCCUGCUCCUACGUACUGAGCAUUCGGACAUCGAGGCUCUGCCCACACCCUCUCCUCCGCCCACCAGCCAGCGCUGCCCCACAGGCUAUUCUAUGUCACCCAGCCCUGCAGCCUGACGAGUACAUGGCCUACCUCCAGAGGCAAGCUGAGUCAAAGCAGCAUGAAGAGAAAGUCACAGAGGAAGUUCAGGACACAGACCACCAAGUGUGGAGUGGGAGCAAGGCUGCCGGAGCACCCCCAAAGAAAGAAGAUGUGAGCCCCGCCAAGGAAGAUAAGGAAUCAGAGUUUUGGAAAAUGCUUCAGGAGCCAGAGGAGCAGGCUGCAGGAAGAGAGGAGGCACAGGCAGGGGAACAGGACCUGAACCAUGAGGCUGCAGCAGACCCAGCUCCAGCCCCUCCCACUGAUUUUCAGAAUAAUGUGCAGGUCAAACUCAUCCGGAGUCCUGCAGACUUGAUUCGAUUGAUCGAGGAGCUAAAAGGUGCAGAAAAGGGGAAGCCAAGCAUAAGGCAGGAGCAGCCUGGAGAUGAUACCACAGAGGCCCCGCAGAGGGAAGCGGAGGCGAAGGGAAAGGGUGGUGAACCCCGGGGUCUUGUGGAAGAAGAGGAUGGUGACGAUGAGGAGGAGGAGGACGACGAGGAUGAGCAGCAGCUCCUGGGAGAGUUCGAGAAGGAGUUGGAGGGGAUGCUGCUGCCCUCGGACCGAGAGCGCCUGCGCUCAGAGGUUAAGGCUGGCAUGGAGCGCGAGCUGGAAAACAUCAUCCAGGAGACAGAGAAGGAACUGGACCCAGAAGGGCUGAGGAAGGAGUCCGAGCGGGAGCAGGCAAUACUGGCUCUGACAUCCACUCUGGACAAACUCAUCAAGAGGCUGCAGGAGAGCCAGAGUCCAGAGCUUGUCCAGAAAUACAAGAAAAGGAGAGUUGUCCCCCAAAAGCCUCCCCCAUCACCGCACCCUACAGAGGAGGAGCCUGAGCACAGAGUCCGGGUCCGAGUCACCAAGCUCCGUCAUGGAGGCCCCAAUCAGGACCUGACUGUCCUGGAGAUGAACCGGGAAAACCCACAGCUGAAACAGAUCGAGGGGCUGGUGACAGAAGUGCUGGAGAGGGAGGGGCUCACGGCGGAAGGCAAGAUUGAGAUCAAAAUUGUGCGACCCGGGGCUGAAGGUAAGGAGGAGGACACACGCUGGCUGACUGAUGAGGACACAAGAAACCUUAAGGAGAUUUUCUUCAAUAUCUUGGUGCAGGGAGCAGAAGAGGCCAAUAAAGAACGCCAGCGACAGAGUGAGCUGGAGAGCAAUUACCGCCGUGUAUGGGGCUCUCCCGGUGGAGAGGACACAGGGGACCUGGAUGAGUUUGACUUCUGAGACCACCUUGCUAGGCCCUUUAAGGAUUACUGCAUCGUCCUGACCAGCUCUGCCUCCUUACCCCACCCUGGGGCCCUGGAGGCAAAGGGCAGAUUGGAGCCCAGCACUGGACUUCAGGGGCCCAGCCUGAGGGUGUGUGAAGACCCACGAGGGAGACCUGUUGCAGUCCCAGGGAGCCACCUAAGGCCUCGGCCAGGCUAUAGGUUUCGCUCCCCAAACAUACCUUCCUUUGCUCCUUUAGCUUUUCCUGUCCCCCACCUUCUUAGCACUUAACCCCACUCUACCCAGAGACUUGAUGAGACCUUGUGCGUGGGCGUGGCAGGAACAGCGGGGCUGCAGUUUUUCAGACUCCCAAGAAAGCAGAUUCCCAACCCCACCUUGCCCCACCCUGCCUUGACCCCGUUGGUUUAGGGAGCUGUUGCCUCUCCCUUGGAGCCCCUACUUCCUGUCUGCUGACUGUCUCUUGUCACUGAGGGAACGGGAGACCUUACUAUCACCUCACAAACAAUCCCAGCGAGAAGGGUUGGAGAUGGCGCCACCCCUGUUCUUCAGCAAUCAGGUUUCUAAAUAAAAGACCGGACUGAAAAGCCCUUAGGCUUUGUUGGGAGGGCGAAUGAGGUAGGAAAAGCUCAGGGGAAGGAACAUGUUCUCUGGUCCUAUUUGCCACAUUUCCCAAAAAAUAUCAGUGUGCCUGGGGUACACAGGAGGUGACCAGGACAGCCGACCAAAGCCUUCCAGUAUGGAGAAAGAUGCUGUUCUCUCCUGGGUAAGCUGACCAGGCAUUGGCCUCCAAAGGCCUGGAGGAGAUCCUGAGUGUCAGUCUUUGCUUGGCAGUCGUUUUACAAGCCAGCCUCUGAAAGGAUAAGGAUUUGGAGGCAAGUCUCGAGGACCCUAAAAGCUGUGGCAACACUACUGGAGACCUUUGGUUCCUCCUCUCAUCAUCCGUUCCUAUCCCAGGGGCUUGCACACGUGAGGUGAGCCCUGCACUGCUGAGUUACACCCAGCCAGUUGCUUCAAUUGGGCAGAAGCAAAUCUUCCCUGAUCCUCUCCUUCCUUACAUCCUGAAAGCCAACAUGUGGACCACAGAGACCCUCCCACACCCAAGGGGGCAUCUCCCUUCCGGCAGCAUACUCCAGAUUCCUCUUGCCAGUCAAUCCCUCCAUCCCUCGGGUUAUUUACCAUUCCCUGGAAGAUUCCACCUACAGGCAGGACAGGGCUGCUGCCCACAUGCCAUUGUCAUAGCACUCCAGAGACAGGUGGGCCUGGGGUUCCACUCUUCCCCAUUGCCAGCUGUGGGUCCCUCCUGCCUGUGUCCUCUCCCAGAGUAGUGGGCCCUCAGGACAGUAAAGACAAAGUUUUCCUUUUGAGUCCCCAGCUAGAGACAAAAGGGGUGCACUACAGGAAAGGGACUGAAGAGGGCAUGACCUGCCACCUCCAGAAGACUGAAGAGAUUGUUUCAGAAACUCCCGGGGCCAACCCUCUUGCUGCUCAGUGUGGAUGAGGGCCGAUUUCAUGUUGCUUAAAUUGUUUUGAAAUGUAAACAAGUCUUGCUUCCCACA
Molecule: messenger RNA, 3610 nt
Organism: Rattus rattus (black rat)
Lineage: Eukaryota; Metazoa; Chordata; Mammalia; Rodentia; Muridae
Gene: Os9
Product: OS9 endoplasmic reticulum lectin
Exons: 15
Coding region: 51-2051 (666 amino acids)
Biological process (GO): endoplasmic reticulum unfolded protein response; retrograde protein transport, ER to cytosol
Cellular component (GO): endoplasmic reticulum lumen
Source: RefSeq, a predicted model, not a curated record